Cyprinodon variegatus (sheepshead minnow) is the source of this 3623-nucleotide messenger RNA. It is a transcript of the gene runx3, whose product is annotated as runt-related transcription factor 3. The transcript has 6 exons. NCBI's taxonomy places the organism in Eukaryota, Metazoa, Chordata, Actinopteri, Cyprinodontiformes, Cyprinodontidae. Bases 763 to 1989 code for a protein of 408 amino acids. The record is from RefSeq and is a predicted model, not a curated record. Gene Ontology annotation, biological process: regulation of cell differentiation; regulation of transcription by RNA polymerase II; neuron differentiation. Gene Ontology annotation, cellular component: nucleus. Gene Ontology annotation, molecular function: RNA polymerase II cis-regulatory region sequence-specific DNA binding; DNA-binding transcription factor activity, RNA polymerase II-specific; ATP binding.
AGUCUGCUCAGCCUCACGGCUCCUUCUUUACGUCCCACAAAGGAUAACUUUGGAAGGAAAUCCACUUGGAGCGACGAGGAACCGUUCCUUUUUCCCUUCCUCAGAAUUACCUUGAACCAAGCGGGGGAAAAAAACUUUUACGCACGAAAAAAAAAAGGACUUCAACUGCAGCUUGAUUCUUUGUAAACGUCCGGGACAUUCGAGUAGAUUUUUCUUUUUAUUCUUUUUUCUCGGCAGUGAUAGUUUUAUUUGAAAUAAUUUAAAAGUCGCGACAAACUGGACUGGAAUUUUUUAUCCGAUCGUGGCUGGAUUAUCUUUUUUGUGGUUCUAAAAUAUUUAGAGUGAUUUUUUUCCUCAGUUUGGUGUUUCAGCUAGGAGUUUAAACAGUCUGUGGUGUUGAUGAAUUGUUUACAAGCGGCUGAAAGUAUUCAAGUGUGCGGUAGAUCAGAGCGCAGAUAGAAAAUCCAACCCGCAGAGUUUGGAGAGCCUCGGUUUGUUGUUAGAUAAAUAUACAACACGGAUGCUCUGCAGAAUGAGACUUUAGGAAUUAACUAUUUAACGUCAAACUAAACAGAGUUUGAAGGUGGUUUUUUUUUUUUUUUUUAUUCGAUCAGCGGAUCUUUUUUUGCGCUGUUCUUUCACAUCCAUCCUUUGAGACCAGCGGCGUCUGGAAGAGAGAGACAAGAAGAAAAAAAAACUGUUUCUCCUCCCAAAAGUUUCUGAUACAACCCCAGUCAGGUGGCUCUGACCCAAGCUGUUGUGAUGCAUAUUCCCGUAGAGCCGCCCACCACUAGACGGUUCACACCGCCCUCCACGUCCUUCCCCUGCAGUAAGAUCGGUGACGGCAACGGGCCCAUGGCCACCCCGGGGCCCCUGCGGACGCGGCCAGACAACAGGAACGUGGUGGACGUCUUGGCAGACCACGCCGGGGAGCUGGUGCGCACUGACAGCCCCAACUUCCUCUGCUCCGUGCUGCCGUCUCACUGGCGGUGCAACAAGACGCUCCCCGUGGCUUUUAAGGUCGUUGCGCUCGGAGACGUUCCCGACGGGACGCUGGUAACCGUCAUGGCCGGGAACGAUGAGAAUUAUUCGGCUGAGCUUCGAAACGCCUCCGCGGUGAUGAAGAACCAGGUAGCCCGCUUCAACGACCUCCGCUUCGUGGGCAGGAGCGGACGAGGGAAGAGCUUCACCCUGACAAUCACCGUGUUCACCGGACCGCCGCAGGUGGCCACCUAUCACCGCGCCAUUAAAGUCACAGUGGACGGACCCCGGGAACCCCGCAGGCACAGAGUGAAGAUGGAAGACACCACAAAGAUGCAGUUCUCUGACCGGCUAUCAGAAAUCGAGCGCUACCAGCGGACUAUGCGGAUAGGCCCAGUGAACAACAACCCCCGCCCCAUCCAUCAGACGCAUCUCAGCACCACGCAAGGUUUGUGGCCUGAGCAGAUGGACACCCCCACUCUGAAGACAUGUAAGGUGGAGGAGGAUCUGAGGUCAUGGCCAGGGACUACAGAUCUCUUCCCACAGAGGACCACCUUUCCGUCUCUGUCCCCACUGACGGACCCUCGCUUCUCAGACCACCGUAUGCACUACUACCCGGGGGCCUUCCCUUCCCCUGCCAACACCUCCAGCACCGGCAUCAGCGGCCUGAGCAUGUCUGCCUCCUCCAGAUACCACACCUACCUGCCGCCCCCGUACUCAAAUAACCAGUCUCAAAACUUCCAGUCCAACUCUUACCUGUAUUAUGGUACGGGCUCCGGAUCCUACCAGUUCUCUAUGGUGGCGCCAGGGAACACCGGGGGGGAGCGCUCCCCCACCCGGCUCCUGUCGUGCUCGGGGGCCACGGGCACUGGAGGGAACAAUAGCCUGAUGAACCCGGGCCUGAACACCCAAAGUGAGGGCGUGGAGGCGGACGGCAGCCACAGCAACUCCCCGACGGCCAUGAGCGCUUCGGGUCGCUUGGAUGAGUCCGUCUGGAGGCCAUAUUGACUGAAAAAGAGCUGAAGAUCGGGAGAAGAGAAGGCGGAGAAGGAAAGAUAAAGAUGAACAACAAAGCCGAACACUGAAAGAAGAAAAAAAAAACAAAAAUGUUGCAUGUUUGCCUCUUUUCUCGCUUUAAAGACUAUUGCUUUUACUUUUUAAAGACAAUUUGUAAUUUCUGAGUGAACUCUUGCACUGCGCUGAAACUUGUACUCUAAGACCUAAAGCCAUAUGAGUGGAGACGACAUUCAGCGGAGACUGUAAAUAAUACUUAGAAAGCCAUCGCCGUGAUGUAUACAGGUACUCAAAGUCAAACGAACAACAGCGUGGAGGUACAAACAAUCAGUACAGCUGAUGAGCUGAAAACCACAGCAGACAUUCAUCAAACAAACUGAUGCAACUCAUUUGGCUGCUGCAGAAGAGAAGUCAGACUGGUUUUCUGCUCCAUGACCGACUCCUCGCAAAGCAUGGCUGCACUGCUGUAGCAAUCGGUCCUUUUAAGCUUUUCAUUUUUGUAAAAAAUUUGCAUCAGAUGUAAAAAUGUUUUUCUAAGCAUACAGGGCUGUUUCAUGUGCUCAGAGUACUUCUGCAGAACCUAUUGGUCUAUUUAUUAUCCACAACGAGACAUUCACCUUUUGGUUAGAGAUGAAAUGUCUCAGAACAAUUGCUGCAUUAUUUAGAGAGAAGCCUUUUUUCAAGUUUCAGAAAUGAAUUCUCUGCUGUUUCAUCAGUGUAUCGCGUUCGAGCAGGACAAAAUAUGAUAAUUGAAGGAAUGUCAAAGGCAAAUAUGGUUCGAUUUAUUUUCUGCAGAUAAGUCUAGUCCUGUUGUCUGUACUCAGAAAUUUUCCAACUUCUCUCUCUACUUCUUUUUUUCCCCCGAAAGGUUUUAAAGACCUUGUCUGAAUUUAUUUCCUCUAUUAUUUUAACUGGAUGACGUGGUUAACUCUUGAUAUUUAUUUGAGCCAAAAUUUGGGGAAAUGUAUGCAAAUACCCCAAAUCCUUAAUCGUUUAUCUUUCAUUCUUCCUUUUUUUUAUAAGCAUUUAAGCAGUAUAUAUACCAUGUUUGUUAAGUAUGAAUUUGGAGUUUUUGUAAUAUAUUGCAACUAAAUUAUGAAAAAAAAAAUACUUUUAACGUAACUUUGUUGCCUUCCAAUGUAGCUUUGGUGCACUAAAACCUUUAUUCCAAAUGAACUAUGCCCAAAAAGAUCCUAGAGCCACGCUGGAAAAAACUAUCUAGACAUAAGUUGAAAUUUCUUAAAUUAAGUGUUUUUACCCUUAAUUUGAGUAGGUAAAUUGGAUAAUUUGCCAAGGUAAUGAGUAUUUUUACUCUUAAAAUAAGAUAAUUAUAUAUUAAGACCGUUGAUAUAAUACAAUGCAAUUAUGUUUUCUUGUUUUAAUUGUAAAUUGUCUUGUUUCCUUGGCAAAAUGUCUGUUUUACCUCCUCAAUCCAAAAACAAAUGCACUUAUUUUAAGAAAAAAAUUACUUAUCUAGAUUUCAAUUUUUCCAGUGCAUGAUCUUUGAAACUAUUUACAAUUUGCCUUCCUGCGCUUACAAAAUAAAUAAAAAAGCUAUUUUUUUGCACUAUUUCUUUUUUCUACUUUUUUAUAUUUUAUUUGGUUAUUUGAAAUUGUGCAGAGUGAAA